Carcharodon carcharias (great white shark) is the source of this 2372-nucleotide messenger RNA. Its product is annotated as UDP-glucuronosyltransferase 2C1-like. Gene Ontology annotation, molecular function: UDP-glycosyltransferase activity. Lineage: Eukaryota; Metazoa; Chordata; Chondrichthyes; Lamniformes; Lamnidae. The record is from RefSeq and is a predicted model, not a curated record.
UAAUAUUACACAACCAGAAAUUCAUUUGUACUUUGAGCUGACUAGAUGCUGAAAAGUGAAUGUUGGAAUCUCUGCUACCAGGAAUAGAAGGAUUUGGAUGUCAUUUCCUCUCAAUAUGGAAGGUCUUGCAUGGAAAAGCAGGUUGCAGGUUGCAUACACUCUUGGCAUCAUCAUCACCCUGUCUUGUCCAAUUAUACAGGGUGCUAAUAUAUUGGUUGUUCCUGUUGAUGGAAGCCACUGGGUCAAUAUGAGAAUUCUAACAGAAGAACUGAAACUUCAUGGGCACAUCACAGUCUUUUAUUUCUCAAAAUCUUGUUACAUCAAAGAGCAGCCUGAUCUAUAUCAAUCCGUUGUGGUUGAAAUUCCAGGAUUUGUUGGGAACAAUGCAAGUGGAGAUGUUAUGCAAAGUUUGAUACAAAAGGCACUAGAAGCCUUACAGAAUGGUUGGUUUUCAUGGGUUAAGUUCCAUUCUGAAAUGAUGUAUUUUAUGCAAUCUUGUCAUACUUGGGUUCGAAACUUUAAUAUUGCAAUUUAUGAAAACAAAAAAUUGUUAAAACAACUUGAAAAUGCCCACUUUGACUUAGUAUUUACUGAUCCUGUUUUUCCAACAGGUGCAAUACUUGCUCAUCACUUAAAACUCCCCUCGGUGUUUAAUAUUCGGUGGCUCAUCACUGGAGACCCUCAGUUUCUCCUUGCCCCUUCACCUUCUUCCUAUAUCCCAAUCCCCAGCUUACAAUUGGCAGAUAAAAUGAGUUUUCUCCAAAGGACACAAAAUGUCAUCCUAAAUAUUUUUCAAAUGUACAUUUUAAAAUUUUUCAUUCAGUCCAUUUACAAUGAAAUCUGCCAUCGAUAUCUGGGCCCAGACACAGACAUCGAGACAAUUCUCCUAGGAGCAGAUGUGUGGCUGAUAAGAGCAGAUUUUAUAUUUGAAUUUCCGAGACCCACCAUGCCAAACAUUGUUUACAUUGGUGGAUUCCAGUGUAAACCGUCCAAACCUCUAGCAGCAGAGUUUGAAGAGUUGAUCCAAUCCUCAGGGGAACAUGGGAUUAUUGUGAUGUCUUUGGGGACCAUUGUCAGCUCUUUGCCAAUGCACAUUACAAUGAAAAUCGCAGAGCCCUUUGCUCAAAUACCUCAGAAAGUUAUCUGGAAACACAAUGGAAAGAUCCCUCCCAACAUAGGAAAUAAUACACUACUGACAAAAUGGAUCCCUCAGAAUGACCUUCUAGGGCACCCCAAGACACGAGCUUUCAUUGCCCAUGGUGGCACCAAUGGAGUUUAUGAAGCCAUCUACCAUGGGGUGCCAGUAGUUGGAAUGCCUCUUCUUUUUGACCAGUUUGACAAUCUAUUCAAACUUGAAAUCUGAGGUGCUGCAAAGGUGAUAUACGUCUCAACCAUGCAGUCAACAGAUCUAUUGCAGGCACUUAACGAGGUCAUAAACAACACUUCUUAUCGGGAUAAUAUGCAGAAACUCUCUGCUCUCCACAGGGACCAACCAGAGUCUCCAAUGGAGAGAGCCAUUUUCUGGAUUGAGUAUGUUGUGCGACACAAAGGUGCAGCACAUUUGCGCUCAGAAUUUUACCAACUCCCCUGGUAUGCUUACUAUUGUGUUGAUGUGAUUUUCUUCCUGUUAUCUGUGUUACUCAUGUUAACAAUACUGACAGUUCUAAUGUUAAAGAAACUUUUUCAAAUUACCUGGAAGAAAAAGCAAAAAAUUCAGUAAGUGUUUUGCUGGCAAAGGGGCUUUGAAUUCUUUCACUUUAACAAUAGACACUUCUAAUUCAGUAUCUAUUGCAUUCCUUUCUGGAUAUCAUAAAUUAGGCAUUUGGUGAAGUAUCACUGGAGUUGUAUGUCCGUCAAUCGUAGUCCUUGUGAGCAAAAAAGGAGUGGGAAAUGCUGUACUUACAUUGAAUUUAAUGGAAAGAUCAACAUGUUUCACAAGAAUUUUUCAAAACUUAAUUAACAUGUGGUUGAGAACAUAAAAUAUGAAUGUGAGCCUCCUGGGAUUCACUGGCAGAGAAGCCUCAAAAUAUAAAUAUAUGUUGGGUAUAACAGCCAUCAACAAUUAUGUUAAAGUCUGGGAGGACAGGAAAUGUUGAUUAUUACAUUAAUUAUAACAUGUUGUUCUAAGACAAUGCUGUGAAAAGACAAAGGAUCAUCCACAAUUAGCACUGGUUUCUCAAACAAAAACAGCAUUACCUGGAAAAACUCAGCAGGUCUGGCAGCAUCGGCGGAGAAGAAAAGAGUUGACGUUUCGAGUCCUCAUGACCCUUCCACAGAACUGGUUUCUCAAUAUUGGUCAAAUCUAGAAACUCACGGGCUCGUCAAGGUUAAAUGGAGGGUCAUGUUUCUUGAACAAGAACAACAUUCUUGUA